CCCGACCGCCCUGGGCAAAAUUUCAAGCUUGAACGGCGACGCGGUUCCCGUGCCCCGUUCCGUACCUGCAUCCUUUUGGGCAGUUCAAGCACCACACCUAAUACGCACAGCACCACUGCCUCCCUCGGCCUCAACCCGCCCAUCAUGUCCAACAAACACUGGGAGCAGAACAAGGAGGCCACCGUCUAUGUCGGCAACCUGGAUGAGCGCUUCGGGGAGGCGCUCAUGUGGGAAAUGAUGACGCAGAUGGGCCCCGUCGUGAACCUCCACAUGCCCAUGGACCGUGUUUCGCGCACCCAUCAGGGCUACGGCUUCGUCGAGUUCGACACCCCCGAGUCCGCCGACUACGCCGCGCGCGCGCUCAACGGCAUCCGUGUCUUUGGCAAGGUCAUCCGCGUCAACAAGGCCAGCGCCGACAAGCAAAAGACGGCCGAGAUCGGCGCCGAACUCUUUGUCAACAACCUGGACCCCCAGGUCGACGAGAAGAUCCUCUUCGACACCUUUAGUCGCUUCGGCCAGCUCGUCACUCCUCCGAAUGUCGUACGCGACGCCAACAACAUCUCCAAGGGUUACGGUUUUGUCAACUUUGACAGCUUCGAAGCCAGUGACACCGCCCGAGACACCAUGAACGGCCAGUACCUGCUAAGCAAGCAGAUCACCGUCGAGUACGCCUACAAGAAGGACGGCAAGGGCGAGCGUCACGGUGACGAGGCCGAGCGAAAGCUGGCUGCCGAAGGCAAGAAGCACAACAUUGUUCCCGAGCAGCAGCCUCUACCUCCAGCAUACCUCAUGUCCGCUCCCGCGUCAACACCAGCGGGGGCGACACCAGCAACUCCCACGGGCCCGGCCGCAGGACCUCCCCCAGGCUUCGAUCCCGCAGCCCCGAACGGUCCAAUUGGCGGCGCUCCUCAGCAGCCGCACGCUGGAGUCCCGCCCCCGAUGGUGCCGCCGGCCGGCAUCCCUGCUGGGUAUGGUGCACCUCCACCUCGUGGCGGCCCACCUGGGUUUGGCGGCCAUAUGCCACCCCAGGCAGCUGGUCCUGGGCGGCACAUGGGUAUGAUGGGUGGUCACGCAUUGCCUCCUGCUCCCUCCGGGCUGCCAGCUCGUCCGCCCCCUAGCAUGGGUGGGCCUCCAGGUAAUUUCCACCCCGGAAUGCCGCCAUCAGGGUUCCGUGGUCCUCCGGCCCCGAUGGGCCUGCCGCCACCCCCUGGGCAGCAGCCGCACCCAGGCUUUGGAGCACCGCCCCCUGGGUUCGCUCCACCUAAUGGAGCCCCGAUGCCCAUGCCAGGAGGCUACAUGCCUCCUCCAGGUAUGCCUGGGCCUCCAGGAGCAGCAGCCCCACCGCCCGGAUUUCCUGUUCGCCGUUGAUAUGGGAACGACGUCAGGGCUAGUAUAAUCACAGGACUGCCCGAUUAGACUUCUUUUGUCGAAAAUGCAGGGCAAGGUUCGCUCGCCAGUUUUGCAUACAUGGGUCUCCGAUAUUGAGACGGACACUUCUCGCCUCCUAGCGGCAUACCAUGGAAAGUCGAGGUGCUACGCGCACCACGCGGCCAGCCCAGUAAUGUCGCACGCAUUGCCAAAAAAAGGGUACCAGGCUCAGUGAAGGACAGACACGUGGACUCGAGUCUGCUGAUCGAUUCGGACAUGUGCAGAGUCAAGACAGAGAUGUUCGAGGAUCGGGAUGCUCCGAGCGCUCGAUCAGUACCUCGUGUACCAGACUGGGAGUUUGGUGUUACUGUCAAGCGCUUCAUUCUUUCCGAUUCACUCGCUCGAUGGGCGUCGAGCCAGAGGCCUAGAUUGUGGUCUGCGGAAUUCGUUCACAGGCCUAUCUUAGCCCUGUUGACAGCUGAUUUUUAGAGAGCAGGAAAAGCUAUGGUUGACAUUGGGAAAGCGAGGAGUUACGGCGAUUUUGCAUUUGAUGGGGACACCCCUGUAUUAUUUGUAAUUUUGUAUAUACCAUUGCGUUAUGUUAGGCAUAUACCGUAUGCAUAAUUUGAACUGCCUCGGUCAAUAAUAAUGCAGUGGGAAUCCCAUUACCCUUCUAGUAAUAAGGAUCAUACCUACGGGAGUAAUAUUAG
This is a messenger RNA of Pyricularia oryzae 70-15, 2078 nucleotides long. RefSeq names its product splicing factor 3B subunit 4. The transcript has a single exon. The record is from RefSeq and is a predicted model, not a curated record. Gene Ontology annotation, molecular function: RNA binding. Lineage: Eukaryota; Fungi; Ascomycota; Sordariomycetes; Magnaporthales; Pyriculariaceae. Bases 145 to 1368 code for a protein of 407 amino acids. Gene Ontology annotation, cellular component: U12-type spliceosomal complex; nucleolus. Gene Ontology annotation, biological process: positive regulation of mRNA splicing, via spliceosome.